Molecule: messenger RNA, 1504 nt
Organism: Aphidius gifuensis
Lineage: Eukaryota; Metazoa; Arthropoda; Insecta; Hymenoptera; Braconidae
Gene: Yif1
Product: protein YIF1B-A
Exons: 4
Coding region: 211-1245 (344 amino acids)
Biological process (GO): endoplasmic reticulum to Golgi vesicle-mediated transport
Cellular component (GO): endoplasmic reticulum membrane; COPII-coated ER to Golgi transport vesicle; Golgi membrane
Source: RefSeq, a predicted model, not a curated record
UCUAGUAGACAGUCAAAAAAAAAAAAAGAGAGAAAAUAAAAAAAUAUUUUUAUGGAAUGACAAGGCGACGUGUAAGUUUACAUUUUGUUAUAAAAAAAAUGAUAAAAUAGCUCCAAUCAUCAAUAAAAAAACAUAAAUAUUAAAGGAAAAAAUAAAUUUCAAAUACAACAAGACAAUACAACAACUUGAAAUCAUAAUAAGAGCACAAAAAUGAACUAUAACAAUUCAGGUGCUCGUAGAGGCAAGCCCAAAAGGAUACUAGAUCCUUCAGCAAACUUGGCUCCAACAGCUUCAUCAACACCACAAAGUCCUUACAUGUACAACCAACAGAUGCCUAUGAACAAUAUUCCACAACAACAAGAAUAUGGCUUCAAUAUGCCAGAUCCAUCAACACAAGCAUAUGGUUUUAAUCCAUCAACAAUACCACAACAAAUGCCAAUGCCAAUGCCAAUGCAACAACCAUCAAUGCAAUAUAAUCAAAAUGAACCACCAAGAAUUGAUACAUUUGUACCAACUCAAUUUCCAACUCAAUUACUUGCCGAGCCAAUUGUCACAAAUAUGGCAUUAAAAUAUGGUGAUGCACUUGUUGACACUGGUAAACAACAUCUUGAAAAAUAUGUACCAGUUACAGCAAUUAAAUAUUAUUUUGCUGUUGAUACUGAUUAUGUUUUUCUUAAACUUGCAUUAUUAUUUUUUCCAUUUACACAUACGGAUUGGUCUGUAAAGUAUGAACAAGAUGUACCAUUACAACCAAGAUAUGAAAAAAAUGCACCAGAUAUGUAUAUACCAACAAUGGCAUUUUUAACAUAUGUUGUUAUGGCUGGUUUAUUACUUGGUACACAAGAACGUUUUAGUCCAGAACAACUUGGUAUUGUUGCUAGUUCAGCACUUGCAUGGAGUGUACUUGAACUUGUUAUUCAUACUGUAACAUUAUAUACAAUGAAUCUUGAUACUAGUUUACGAACACUUGAUUUACUUGCAUAUUGUGGUUAUAAAUAUGUUGGAAUUAAUGCUGCGUUAUUGUUGUCACUUUUACUUGGACGUUUGGGUUAUUAUAUUGUCAUUGGUUAUUUUAGUAUAUCAUUAGCAUUUUUCUUAAUUCGAUCACUUAAAUUACGUGUCAUACCUGAGGGACACUCUACAUACACAGCUAUUGGCAAUAAAAGAAGACUUUAUUUUAUACUUUUUGUUGCUGCAUUACAGUCAGUCUUCAUGUGGUGGCUUUCUUAUCAUCUUGUUGAAUGAGAUUAAUCAUUUUUUCUUUUUCUUUUUUCUUUUUAAUAUAUAUAAUUAAUACUGUGUCAUUUUGAUAGAAUUUUUUUUUUUUUUUCUUUCUCUUGUUUUUGUCAAAUUAUUAUAUUAUUAAUAUUAUUGUGAUUUUUUUUUUUUUUUCAUUCAUGUUUAGGAGAAAAUUUAUAUUCUUAAAAAAAAUUCAAAAUUUUUGUAAUAAAAAUAUUUUAUUAUUUAAGAAUUAUAAUAAUAAACAUUAAAUUAUCAUUGAAAA